This is a messenger RNA of Pocillopora meandrina, 4892 nucleotides long. NCBI's taxonomy places the organism in Eukaryota, Metazoa, Cnidaria, Anthozoa, Scleractinia, Pocilloporidae. The record is from the annotation of a GenBank genome assembly.
AGCAUAAACAACAUAUUCCUAUUCAUCCUAUGCCUGCUGACCGCAGCACCAUCAUUAGGAAAUUCAAGGGGAAGUGAUGAUUUCUUCCCCUGGUCAUUUACAGCUCGUUGGAUAUUCUCUUUUCUUUAGGAAGUUUAAAACUUGCAGCAAGGUAAUUCAACGCUGUAUUUCGGUAAUGUCGAAUCCUGGCGUGACUCCAAACAUCCACGUUAAUCCUCGUGUGUCACUUAUGGACCGUAAGGUCAAGAUAUGCUUAUCUGGACUUGAAGCUGGCCAAGCUUUUACAUUACAUGCCUCAGUUGUGGGUGAUGCGAAUGAAAUAUUCGAAUCUCAUGCACAUUAUGUGGCUGACAAAGACGGUAAGAAAUAUGCUAUAUGCACUUGAAGUGUGGGAAAGAUUCCUUUUCAAGUGGUUGACAGACAAACGUAACAAAUAUAUCGUAUUUUGUAAGUGUACUUCAGCUAGUCCUUCGUCAGAGCGAAUCCCUAACCUUAACUUUACCCAAAUCUAUUCGCUGUAAUGAAGGGUGAACGUUCGAAAAGUCCGCUUAAAAACUCUUUACGGCGGCCAAUUUACAUUUUUCAUCUGAGAAGAUAGAACCAAAUUAUCUUGUCCUUCACACCAGCGCAUUACCACAGUUUCUCUGGAAACUUAUCCCCUUCUUAUAACUUUAAAUGUUUGAAAAGAAUUAUAUUCUCCUUGCAUUAAAAAUUUCAAAUUUUGGCAGCUGAUACAAUUUUUUUUAUAGUACAUUGACAAAAUUUGGAAGGACAUCAGGUCUGAGGAGGGGGGGGGCUCUAGGUAUUUGCCAGACAUGUGGAGAACAAGUUCAGUUUUACAAGAAUAACAGCUUCAGAAUAGUGCCAUUUGGCAUCAACAACUUAAACCCUCUCUGGAUGUUGCAAAGAGGAGUAAAUCACUAGCCUUCAGUUUGGCUUUCAAGUGUUGCACAAACGUCUGAAGUUAGUUGUUCUGUUAAUAAACUAGUGGAAGAUGCAAUUUGUUGCUUUAUGUAAACUAACUGAAGACAAUGUACCAUUACAAUUAUCAGUACAGUGAGGUGCAGAAAAAGUUUGGUGAUGGGCUUUUGACCUUAAAACUCGUCUCCAGUGGUAACUGAUCUGGAAGAGUCAUGAGUCACCAACUGACAAAUGUAAAAGCACUCUUAAAGAAGUCAAACAACACGUUUUCACUGGAAACAGAGCCAGUUACCUGUCACAACAACUCAGUUUUGAUGUUAAAACAAGGUUACUAAACUUCCUUAGAUCAUGUCUCACUCAACUGAAAAUUGUACAUUAGUAAUAUGUGAGUUUGCCACUUUAACAAAAAUGAAAGGUUUAUUACCAAUCUAGAGUAUUCAGUAUGUGACUCAGUUAAUUUUUCCUUUGCACUAAUUUUUACUGGCAUCUUGACUUACUUGAAGCUCUACUAUUGCAUCAGAACUUAUCUGUCUAAAAAUUCUUGGACAACUUUAAUUUUAUUCCUAAGGAAAAAUUGAUAACUCAACUGAUGCUUCACAUGGUGGUUCCUAUGUUGGAAUUGAACAAAUGGGAUUCCUGUGGAGCAUGACACAGGCUCCUGGUCAGAGAAAAGGACUGAGACUUGCAAAGAAAGAUGUCACAAAACCUUACUCAAUUCAACUGAACUGCUUUGAUGGACAUCUGUCACCAAAGGAUGGAUUUGUGAAUAGUUUAGCAAGAAACAGUUUGCAGCCAAUUGUGAGCUCAUCAUUGGAGAAGUGGUACAUGGCUGAAGGAGUAAAGAGAAUUCCUGUAAGAGAAGGGAGGAUACGUGGAACUUUGUUCCUACCUCCAGGAAGUGGAACAUUCCCAGGUCAGUGUCUUUGAUGAAGAAAAGUGGUUUUGUCACAGCUUUUACAUUUUGAAAAAUGUUAAGUCAGUGCUUUGCAACCAUUGUAAAUGCACUCAUCCCUCACAAUCCUCAAUGUUUAUUUGCUUAUACUUUCUAUAAUUUGGGGUUGUGCCUAUGUACAAGAUAAACUCUUUGUUAUUCUAGCACGUUUAUCCUUUACACCUCAAUAUCAGUAUGCAUAUUCUCCAUACUGUUCUCUAUACAUUUGCUAGUGUGCAAACAGGGUGAAUCUGUCGAACAUUCAGGGAUUUCUUCUGUUAGUGAUGAUUUUCCUUAUUCUUGUGACCUUAAGGUGUGAUUCAAGGCUGCUUUUGUGAGGAGAAAUAAGAUGCUAGUCACUCUUAGGGAUUUUAGGGUCACAGGUUAAGUCAAAGCCACUUUAUUUUAAAAGGAAUAGGGGAUAUUCCCAUUUUCAUUUGUAUGGGACUGUAGGCUAGCUUUUCAAACAACCAGAUUUUUUCUGAUCCUAAGCUACUCGCAAAUGAACAAGGAGAGUAGACACUAACUCUGCUUUGUUUUUUGUUAAUUAGGAGUCAUUGAUAUGUUUGGAACAGCAGGAGGCUUGAUAGAAUUCAAAGCCUCCCUUCUGGCAUCACAUGGGUUUGCCGUCCUCUCACUGGCAUAUUUUGCAUAUGAUGACCUACCAAAGUAUCUUCCAUUCUGUGAACUGGAAUACUUUGAGGAAGCGGCUGACUGGCUUGUGAAACAUCCUGCUGUUGUACAACAAGGAAUUGGUGUCAUGGGUGUGUCAAAAGGAGCAGAAAUAACUUUAAUGAUGGCUGCAAACAGAACAGAUAUUGUGAAAGCAAUUGUGCCAAUUUCUACUUCUUUAGUAAUCUCAGCCUCGGCAUUUAAGGUUAGGGGUCAGUUAUCAGGGAUGUACUAUGAUAGCUCGAAAGCUAUUAUGACCUCAGAUGGGGCAUUAAUCUUGCGAGACUGCAUCCCAGUUGAUGAUUUUAACCAAUUUGAACCUUCCUGCAUGAUCCCAGUGGAGAAAAUUGAUUGUCCCAUGUUGAUCAUUUGUGGAGAAGAUGAUCUAGAUUUGGCAGCAGUUGAAAUGGCACAAGAAAUUUGUACACGGAUGAAUUCCUGCAGCAAGGGUGAUUUGUGUUCUGUGUUGAGUUAUCUAGGCACAGGUCACCUAAUUGAACCUCCAUAUGCACCACAUUGUUUUGCAUCCUACCACAAGGGUCUUAAGGCAAACUUUGUGUGGGGAGGAAAUACACAUGACCAUGCAAAAGCUCAAGAGGACUCUUGGCAGAAAAUAAGGGAGUUUUUCAUGAAGAAUCUUGGGCAGAGCUGUAAAAGUCAUCUUUAAAAAUGUUUGAGGAAUGAAUGAUUAGGAAUAAAUUACAACUGGUAUUAAUCAUAGAAUUUCACGAAGAGGACAGACCUCUUCAUGAAACAUACACAUAGCAUGGGAAGGCAGCAUUUUUAACCUGUAUAUUUCGUUGUUGUAUUUGCUGUUCUCAUACUGCAAGAAAUUUGAUAAUUUAAUAUUGUAAUGUAGAUGAUAGCUAAGAAAUCUAGUAAAUUUUGUAAAUUUAGUAGCAGAGUUAUUGUUCUCCUUAACCUUUUUUAAUUUGUACCUUCUCUUUGCAGCUGAGGUUGUGCUUUUGUUGUUUUCUUUUUUACUGUUAUUGGUAUUAAGUAAAAAAAUACACAGAAAUACUUAGAAUCAGAACAAUAAAAAAUGACACAAGUUUGCUUAAGACCUGCUUUAAAGUAGGGUGAAAAGAGUAUGUAAAUCCACCAUCUGUGGUAAUUUAAUACUUAAUCUUGGACCCAUAUUAUCAUAAUUUUGAAUUUAGGCCAAAAGUUUUCAGUCUCUGCAAUCCUUUGUGAUUUUAAUACCCGCAAAUCUGUUAAAUUUUAUUUCAUGCAUAUUCCCAAUCCAUGGUGUCCAAGGCAAAUCCACUUAUCUGCACACUUAGUCAGCCCUCUUAAAGGGAAGUAGUUGAAUCAUAAUAUUGCUUGGUCAAGUAACUACUAAUGACACUGCUAAUUGAUAAUGUAGUUUUUAAAGAAAGGAAGAGAAAGACAAAUAAAAAGAUACAACAUUCUGAUGCCAGGCUUUGACAUUUUUUUAACCACUUGAAUGUUUGUCCCACAAGGAUGUGGUUAGGGUAUAAGGCUUGAACAAAGUUUACACUUAAACUAUUUCCAAAUAUAUGUUUGGUAAUGAAUAACCAAAGUGGACUAAGUGCUUCAACUGCAAGUGUACAGGUAUAGUUCACAGCGUAAUAAUUGAGAUGGGCAUAAACAUUAAUUUGCAGGUUUGAUUACUUACAUUUGACUUCUCUUUCCUAAGUUUCUACCACAGGUGUUUCUUAGCUGUAUGCCAAGACUCAGUGCAAAAACUAUUCUAAAAAAGACACAUUUGUCCUUCCGCAAUUUUUUUCAAAGCAUUUACCAGUUGCUUCAAACAAAGUUCAUGAACUUUGCAUACUAGACUCAGUCGUUCUGAGCUUUUACUUUGGAUACUAGUACUGGAAAAUGAAACAUGAACAUGUGGUUGCCUGCACCUUGCUCCCAGCCAGUAAAGGUAAUCAAAAAAGGGGGCAAGAAAAACCUUGAUAGUGUCUGGGUAAGAAAAAGGCAGACGAGCCUGUUGCAUUGCUAUGAAUACUAGGUAUGGUGUAUUGUUUGCAAACUAAUUUAAGAAGUGAAACUAAUUAAAAUAAACUACACAAGACUAUCUGAUAAUGGAUUAUCCAACAAAUAGAAUGUCUCUCUCUUUCAACAGCUACUCUUCUAACAGAUUCCCUCGACCCCUUUACACCCUAACAUCAGUAUGCAUAUUCUCCAUACUGGUCUUCAUACAUUUCCUAAGAUGCUGACAAGGAGAAUUUGUUUAAAAAUAAAGAGCCUCUUUCAAGGGUGUGUUUCGUUUAUCAAAUAGGCUUUGCCUCUUGUUGAUAGAUUAACUUAAUGACAACAAUCAUGAUUAACAUUAAUUCCAUGGAUUGAUUUAAGUGUUAGAUUAUUAUGUUUCGAGUAAAGUGCGACUGUCGUAACA